AUGCCCCGAAUUCUCGAGAUCCUGACGCAGUCGAAUGUCGACAUUGACGGCUCUCAACUCCUUGGGGGAGGGAACACCGCAGUCACUGGACUUGCGGCACCCUCCAGCUGGCGACCUUGGAACGGGUUUGACUACGCCACGCUGACUGCGAUCUUCCAAGAGGAGCUCGAAAAGGAGUACCGUUUCGAAGCAAAGCCAGCCCCGCUCGUGCAAGAUUUGCGCAUCUUCAACGAGGAUACCCUCGAUGACAUCCUGCGUCGAUUUGAGGUCGCAGUCGUGAACUACUGUCUCGUAGAACAGACUGGCAGCCCUCAUUUCGGCCGAGGAACUCGAUGCGAAUCAAACAAAUACAAGCCGGAUUGGUCGACAGUUUCGCAUUCCUACAUGGUAUCGUCCAACCGCUUCGACAACCUCCUCCCAGGAGACACCAAGGUCAGCAGCAAGUGGCGACCCGAGAUGAAAAACGAAGGCAACGGGGUCGAGUGGCGGAAGGUUAUGUCACAGAUCAUGACUUACAUGGCCUACUACCGCUCACGAUACGGCUUCAUCAUCACUGACAAAUGCCUCGUCGCCCUGAGAAUCACGCGAAAGCCUACCGGCUCGGGGAUAGCUAGGACGCGCACGCAGCGGUCCACUGCCGUUCCCGUCCGCUAUCCGAACGAGCCUUCGACCAGUAAGGGUGACCCGACCUACAAGGACGACAACCCUCUGGGGUGGGAGUACGAACUCCCAGAAUACGCCAUCGUCCCCUGGAGCGCCAAGGGGCCCGGCCGGCUUACCGUCAAGCUGGCCCUCUGGUUCUUGGGCAUGAUGGCCACGAACGGCGACAGGUACUUGGAUUACUCGUACCCGGACCUGAACAGCUGGCGUUCCGAAAGGGGGGGCUACACCCACAACACAUCGGGUGUUAAAAAGCCCCAGCUAUCCAACGGCGACAAGCGCCAGGAC
Molecule: messenger RNA, 948 nt
Organism: Ilyonectria robusta
Lineage: Eukaryota; Fungi; Ascomycota; Sordariomycetes; Hypocreales; Nectriaceae
Exons: 1
Source: RefSeq, a predicted model, not a curated record